AUGUCCACGCUACUUCCAUCCUCUUUCAUUUCUUCUUCUUCCAUAUCUCCGAUCACUCCCCCUCUCGCUCGCAUCUCCCUCCGUAACGCCGCCGUCAAAUGCAAUAAUGCUGUAGUCUCUUUGAACUCGGCGAACGGAAUUCCAUAUCGUUCCCCUGAACUUUCAGCUAACGGUUCAACUUCGAUUCCGAGUUUUCUUGUGGCGCCAAACACUCACAUCCAUGAUCUCGUUAACAGAAAUCGUCUUCGGAUAUUCUCCGGUACCGCCAAUCCCGCACUCGCUCAGGAAAUUGCAUGCUAUAUGGGCCUGGAUUUGGGCAAAAUUAAGAUAAAGCGUUUUGCCGAUGGUGAGAUAUAUGUCCAACUGCAAGAGAGUGUCAGAGGGUGUGAUGUGUUCCUUGUGCAGCCCACGUGUCCCCCAGCGAAUGAGAAUCUUAUGGAGCUUCUCGUAAUGAUUGAUGCCUGUAGGAGAGCUUCAGCCAAGAAUAUUACUGCAGUCAUUCCGUAUUUUGGAUAUGCUAGAGCUGAUAGAAAGACUCAAGGGCGUGAAUCAAUUGCUGCUAAGCUUGUAGCAAAUUUAAUUACAGAAGCAGGUGCAAAUCGUGUUCUUGCAUGUGACCUCCACUCUGGGCAGUCUAUGGGUUACUUCGAUAUUCCAGUUGAUCAUGUGUAUGGACAGCCUGUUAUUCUCGAUUACCUUGCCAGCAAGACUAUUUGUUCCGAUGAUUUGGUAGUUGUCUCGCCAGAUGUUGGUGGUGUAGCUAGAGCACGUGCUUUUGCCAAAAAGUUAUCUGAUGCUCCUUUAGCUAUUGUUGAUAAAAGGCGCCAUGGGCAUAAUGUUGCUGAGGUGAUGAACCUGAUAGGUGAUGUAAAGGGAAAAGUAGCAGUUAUGGUAGAUGACAUGAUUGAUACUGCUGGAACCAUCGCCAAAGGUGCAGCUCUGUUGCAUCAAGAAGGGGCAAGAGAAGUCUAUGCAUGCACUACUCAUGCUGUUUUCAGUCCUCCUGCUAUUGAGAGAUUGUCAAGCGGUUUAUUUCAAGAAGUUAUCAUAACUAAUACAAUUCCAGUUUCCGAGAAAAACUAUUUCCCCCAAUUAACUGUCUUAUCAGUGGCAAACCUUCUGGGCGAGACCAUAUGGCGUGUUCAUGAUGACUGCUCAGGUGGAAUUGAAACUUUUUCCAGUUUGGGCAUUGAUUGA
Messenger RNA from Vicia faba (fava bean), 1197 nucleotides. NCBI's taxonomy places the organism in Eukaryota, Viridiplantae, Streptophyta, Magnoliopsida, Fabales, Fabaceae. The record is from the annotation of a GenBank genome assembly.